UGUUAUUAAAAUACUUAUUCUCUAAUUUAAAAACAGUUUUAAACUAAAUUGCCUUGUUUGUAACUGAAACAAGUAGGCAAGAUGGACAUUUAUAUAUCCUGUGACCAUCCACACCCACAUGUAUAAUAACAUUACAGUGGUUGCUCUCAGACACAGCAGCAGCUGCUGAGCAUUUUUUUUCCAGCCUGCAUUUUCUCAGGACAAGCCAACCACUCAGUUCACUGGGAUCAAAAGUAGGCUACUGUUGUGCUUUUUGGAGUGGUAUCUGAUCCUGCCUUCAUCAUAACCAAAGCUCUUUUGUAACGUGCCAGAGGAAAUGUCAGAUCCAACAGCGGAACUCACCAACAAGCCCUUCGCAGUCCAGUUGUCCAAUGUUUACCUCAGCAUCUUGGCACUGUUCUGCUUUAAGCUCUUUGUUAAAAUUUCUCUAAACUUACUUACAUACUUCUACAUAGUCCGUGGGAACCGUAAAGAAGCUGCCCGGAUAUCAGCAGAGUUCUAUGAUUAUGGCCAACAACACAGAUCCUGGGCAGAUCGCUCACCCCUCCAUGAUGCUGCCAGUCAGGGCCGCCUCCUGGCCCUAAGGACCCUCAUUUUACAGGGUCACAAUGUGAAUGUUCUGACUAUAGACCAUGUGACGCCCCUGCAUGAGGCCUGUGUUGGAGACCAUGUUGCUUGUGCUAGAGCUCUCAUUGAUGCAGGAGCAAAUGUCAAUGCUUCUACAAUUGAUGGAGUCACCCCUCUGUUCAAUGCCUGUACAGUGGGCAGUGUGGCUUGCACUGAAAUUCUUUUGGAAAAUGGAGCAAAGCCCCAGAGCCUUGUAUACCAUCCUUCACCGAUACACGAAGCGACCAGCAAAGGUCAUUAUGGCUGUGUUGAGGCCCUGGUGACUUGGGGGGCAGAUGUGGACAUGGACAUUCCUCACCUGGGCACAGCGCUCUAUACUGCCUGCAUCUGCCAGGAGCUGGAGUGUGCCAGGAAACUCCUGAGGGAAGGUGCAAAUGUACAGAAAGGCAGAUCCUUGGAUUCACCCUUACAUGCAGCAGCAGAAAAAGACUCCACAGCUGUAGUGAAGCUGCUGCUGGACUUUGGUGCAGAUAUUAAUGCCAGGAACACAGAGUUUCAGAGACCAGUGGAUGUGGCUCCACCCAGCAGUAUAACAGAGGGUUUUCUCCUGCUUUACGAAGCUACACCUCGACUGCUGAGCCAGUUGUGUCGUCACUGCAUCAGAAACUGUGUCGGCCGUGACAGACUCCAUCUUCUCUCCCACCUUCCCCUGCCAAACAGGCUCAAGACCUACCUGCAGUACCAAUGACAGGCAAAAUAACCAAACUGUCAACCUAAAUGGGACUUCCAGAAACUUGUUUUUGACUCAAAAUACCACAAAAAUGCCAUGAAAAUCAAUCCUCCUAAUUUUUUUAUAUUAGCCAUGACACAAUUAAUACUGAUAAGCCAGAGAGCAGCAACUGACAAUACCAAGCUGUGAUCAGCUUGCAUAACUUCCAACAGCAGACAUGUCUAUUUACUGCAAGGACAUGGAUGAAUGAAAAGGAGGAUGCUGCCAUAACGGGUCCUCAGGAUUCCCUGAAAUGAUUUAUGGUUUAUGUAAUAAAACAAAUAUAUUAUUUUCUGAUUUCUGUGUGUUCAGAAGAGUUAAAACAGCUACAAGAGACUAAAGCACUUUGCAUAAUAAAAACUUUACUAAAGAUUAUAUGAAGACCACAAUAUAUGCAUGAGUGAGUUUUAUGCUUUUUGUACUUAAAGCAUUGUACACUACUGGAUCAUUAAAAGUAAUGUUAAAAUCUUGCUCACUCAUUAUUUUUCUAUUUUU
Molecule: messenger RNA, 1831 nt
Organism: Melanotaenia boesemani (Boeseman's rainbowfish)
Lineage: Eukaryota; Metazoa; Chordata; Actinopteri; Atheriniformes; Melanotaeniidae
Gene: asb5a
Product: ankyrin repeat and SOCS box containing 5a
Exons: 7
Coding region: 317-1315 (332 amino acids)
Biological process (GO): positive regulation of protein catabolic process; protein ubiquitination; intracellular signal transduction
Molecular function (GO): protein binding
Source: RefSeq, a predicted model, not a curated record